AUGUCUAAGAUAUUUACAUUUUCCAAUGUAAACUCCAUAAAGGAUAUCGAUCCCAUUUGCUCGAAAAGGAAUUUCUAGGUUUUUGAGAAGUACAUCUAAAACAAAAUGAAGAAAUCCACCAAUUUGGAUUAAUCUAAAUCAAGCUAUCUAGAUUCGAGAUUGGAUUCAAGCAAAUUACAUAAGGAUUAUCUUCAAAGGAAAAGUCAACCUAGCUUAAAAAGAUUUGAUUUGAGAUCUCAUCGGUUAACUUAAUCUGAGAAAUCUCUGACUUCUAUUCUGAUAAAUAGGCAAAGGGAAGCUAAUAGCAUCAAGGGAUCCAAUAGCAGACCCUCCUCAAUUCAUAAAAAGGUUAGUUUUUAGAAUCUUGUUCUUGUGAUAGACACAGAUGUGGGAAUUAAGAAGAGAGAGAAGUUGAUUGAGAAAGAAUCAAAAUUAAGAAAUGGAUAUUUUUUCAAUUCCAAUCAGAUUAGAUUACAAUGA
Messenger RNA from Paramecium tetraurelia, 480 nucleotides. RefSeq lists its product as uncharacterized. The record is from RefSeq and is a predicted model, not a curated record. NCBI's taxonomy places the organism in Eukaryota, Ciliophora, Oligohymenophorea, Peniculida, Parameciidae. The transcript has a single exon.